This is a messenger RNA of Babesia ovata, 5889 nucleotides long. RefSeq lists its product as uncharacterized. The record is from RefSeq and is a predicted model, not a curated record. The transcript has 2 exons. Lineage: Eukaryota; Apicomplexa; Aconoidasida; Piroplasmida; Babesiidae. Bases 1 to 5889 code for a protein of 1962 amino acids.
AUGGUGCGCCAACCUAAGAAGCUGACGGACUGCCCGGAAAACCUCCGGGAGUCCAUAGACUGGCUGAUACAGGUUAGAUACGGUGGUGAUGGUCAGGGUCAGGGUCUUGGAAAUUUGGCUCAUGCGUUGAAAAAGUUGAUUGGAGAGGCUAUUACGAAGGCAGCUGAUAGUCUUACGGAAAGACAAAAGCAACUUGAAUGUCCUAAAAAACACUACAAAAAUGAUUCCGGUCCUGAUAACUCUCUCUCCUAUUGUGAUCACUUGAAUGACCAAAUUAAGAAGCUUCAGUCUGAAAAUCAUAAAGAUGAAAACCAAAUUAAGAAGCUUCAAACCCAGUAUUAUGACCAUUAUGCUGAAGUACAUUCCUCUGACACUAAAAGAGAUACAGCUAAGAAGGAUCUUGAUGAGAAGCGUAUCUCUCUUGGUAAGCUUGAAGAAAAUCUUAAAAUAUUUACCGAGAAUGAUAAAACAGAGGAAUGCAAAAAUCUUCUAACAAAUCUCACAGACGGUCUAGAAAAGUUUUUAGGUUUCAACAAAGAUUCAAAAGGCUACUCGGGCUCUGGCAUCGUCUACUCUGACCUUGACAGGCUGUGCGACGGGGUGAUGGCGUUCCUGCACGGGGUGUUGGAGGCAGUGAAAGAGGAUGAGAGUGUUAAAAAGUAUGAUGGCUAUAUUACCCCACAGGAUAGGCUUAACAGUGUUCUUGACUUAAUUACUAAACAAAUUGGCAAUGGGGCUAGUGGGAUUUCUACGUCUGUUGACAGUGCGAAAGGGUGGUUGGACGGGUAUGGAAAUAAAUUAAAUGAAAAAGUUGACGAUGUUUCCGGUUUGCUUGACAAUCUUCAGAGGAGUAUUGGUGAUGCUGAACGUACGCUUGAUGGUAAUAAAGAUAAAAAUCUUGCCACUCAAAUUAGUGCGUUGAAAUCAGCCACCGGGUGGUUCCCGGAGAAGGUUCGCAACGUGGAGAAUUUUAUGGGUAGGCUUGAUGAAAUUUUACAAGAAAAGUUAACGCCCUCGUUUAAUUUAAUUGAUCAAGCUGUUAAGGCCUACGAUAUGGCAGCGAAAAAUUAUGAUAUGAAAGUUAUUGUCGCAACCGCAUGGAGUGAGCUAAGGAGUCUAGAAGAUAAAGUGAAGCAGAACGUUGAUACCCGUGUUAAGAAACUUAACGUUGAGUUACAAACGGCAUUUCAAAGAGAUAUAAAAAAUCCUAUUGAGAGGUUACAAAACGCUAUAGACGGUGUUAAUAACGAUUUGCAGAGGUGGAUUAAUGAGGCAGAAGAAGUUCUGAAAGAAGCGUUGACUAAAACGGAAAACAUUUUGCAGAUGGUUCAGGAUAGCCAUAAAAAUAAUGAAACCAACGACAAGAAGACAAAAAUCACGGAGUACGCAGAAACAUUAAGAGAUAAAGCCAUUGAACUGCGGGCUGCGGCAGUUGCGGCCAGAGAUGCCGUUCAGCAUCAGGUAACUCAGGCGCUUACUCAGGUUGUUCAGUUGGACUUGGCGGUUAGGACGGAUUUGAAUGAUCUGAAAGGACAGUUACUGGCUGAAAUUGGGACGUAUGUUAGGGAGAAGUUACUCCGUACAAUUAAAGGGCAAGUAGGGAGUAUUAAGGGAAACUCAGGAGGGAAGAAGGGUAUCGAAGGAAUUAAAACGAAAGUAAAGGAUUAUGCUAAGACUUUAUCGGCAAAACAGGAAUUUGGUAUCUCGGUGGAGACUUGGAUACAGGAUAUUUUACAGAAUAAUGGUGUUGUUACAGAGGCCAUUGGGGAGUAUGUUAAAAUGAGCAGGAGAAGCAGCCGUGUGCAGUUUAAUGACCACGUGCACAACACCCAAAAUGAGUUAAAUUCUGACAACAUCAAGCAAAUAGCACAGCAAAUUAGGGGUCUACUCGAUGAAGGUUUAAUUAACGACAUUAGUUUCGAUCACGAUACAGAAGACAACGUCCAAGGCGACAUUGACACUGUACACUCCCGUAUUGAAAAUUUUGUUGUGUUGCUUGAUGCGAAACUGAAUGGCGGUAAGCAAUUGUCCGGUGAUACAAACAAGUUCGUUGCUCACAUAGCCAUGGAGAUGAAUAAAUUUGUGGCGGCAGAAGGCAGUGAGUUGGGUUCACAGAGCUAUCUUGAAUCAGCCGUAAAAACCAUCCUAGCCGCAUUGCGUGCCAAGGCCAAUCAGGCUGCACAGCAACUUGAAUCCUUCGCCGGUACAGAAAACACAGAAGGAAAUAUGGGUCACAACGUGGAUGAGGCCAUAAAAGUGGCUACCCCGCUUUUUGACACUCUUGAAAAAGCUCUGAGCAGAGACACUAUAUCUAGUCUUCCUCGAGACUCCCCCUACAAGGUUGAUGCUACGAUGACUGGCAUACUUAGGCAGGAAAUUGGUACGGGUAAUGGACAUGGCCAAGUCACACUUGCUGCUACGAAGUUUUCGCAUUACCUUCGUAGCGUUGAUACGUCGUCCAUCAAUACCGGCAAAACGGCUCUAAUCGGCGCUACAGAUAAAUCCGAGGGCCUUCUCCCAGAGAAGAUCGGCGAUAUCAAAAGGGAGGUAACAAAGAAACUCAGCGAUAAUGGGAUCAAGGAUAUAAUAGAUGAAAGGAACCGAACCUUCGAGAAGCCAUUUGCCGAAAUCCAAAACCAACUCCAACAGCUCACCGAACUGGUCGAUGGGGGAAGCGGCAAGGGCGGAAGCUCUUUUCUAAAAGAGAUUAAAAUUGACAAAAAAGGUGUGAAAACUCUGCUGGUUGAUUUGCAGAGCGGGCUUGGAAAUGAACAUGUCUGGGAUGCUUUUACGAAAGGCCUAUCACAGAUUCAGACACGACUUCACAAUAUAAUUGGCGACGCCGGCAGUGUGAGCACCGAUACUCUUCAAGGCAUCAUUGCAAAAGCCAACUCAUUCCACACUCAGAUCGAAACCGAUGCACAACUAUGUAUUGAAGAUAUUAAAAUCCAUGUCAAACAACAGGUUGGAUCCACCACCGCCAAUAUCCAAAAAAAAGCCCGAUCCCUCUACGCCACCCGCAAGAAAGAGGAACUUGAGGCUUUGAAAUUAAUCGUUGAAAAACAAAAAAGGACUAUUGAUUGUAUAAUCCUUGAAGAUAAAACUACGGGAGUUAAGGGCCUCGUGAGGGUCCUGAUCGGCAAUUCUAAAGUUCCAUAUUCUGAUGGUGAUGGUGUUCCUCCCAAUUUGCUUGAUCAACUUAAGAAUGCUUUAAAAGUAGAUGAUCUCACCAAGUUAUCAGAAUUGAGCACAAAAUGGAAAGAUUACGUGGACAAUAUUAUGGAAUAUUGCAGAUAUCAAGUUGAUGGUGAGGAUGAGGAGGAUGUUAAGUCCAUGACUCUUACCAAGCCGAAGACUACAGAGCAUGUUACCCCUCUCACCAAACAUAAAAACGAGUUUGACGCCUUACUCAACCACCUGCAAAAUAACACUACAAAAGUAUAUAACUUUGACAAAACAUUUGUUGACCUACAUGCCAGACUCAAAGCCUCCAUCUCCUCUCUAAUACCCACCCAAUUCGCAAACCCGCGGCACCCCGAGCUCCUCGACGCCCUCAAGUCUGGCAUGACCAAAUUCACCGCUGAACUUUCCCACGCGUACGUGAACGCUUAUAGCGGUGAAUCGGUAACGUGGGAGGAAACUAAAAAACCAGGUGACACAUCCUCCGAAACUGUUCUCUCCACCGAGGGCCUGAACUGCGCCAAGGUAUGCCUGACCAUAAUGGAGAGGGUGUAUUAUGAUUUGUAUACUUUGUGGGACAAAUGUAAAGUUAAAGGGGAAUGGAAAGAUAAAUAUAUUCGUUUGUAUGAUGUAGAUUCAAAAGGAAUAAAAAGUAGCAACCCUCUUGGAACAUUUUUUGCUAUCCGUGGUUACAAGGUUAACUCCGAGCAAGGCAAGCAGACUGGCGAGUUGCAGGACAAGGACUCUAUGAAGGGUGAAGAAAUUCAUACUAAGCUUCUUACCAAGGAAAAUAUAAACAUCUCCAACAUUCGUUUGCUUGUUGACUGGAAGAACAAUAAAAACAGUGUUCCUGCAACUGCAUCCAACGGUAAUAUCCAGAUUUCGCUCUAUGACCUUGCUCUCUUCCUUCGCGACGAUUUCCGAAAAUACUAUGAAGUAUGCCAACAUACGGUCAUCGAUUCUCCCAAGGCACCGUGUAAUAUCUAUCAGAUGUUCCAAUGGCUCUCUGGCCUUCGGUUUAAUCCGAUGUAUAGCAAGUUGCAAGGGCAUUUUAUGACAUUGUUCGAGAAGCCUAAGGGACAAGAAGCGAAACUGUAUAAAGAGUUCUCCGAUACGGAACUGAAACUUGUCGGUACGACAACAAUUACACCUAAGGAACUAAAAGAUAAACUCGAUCAGGUUUGUUUACGCUCGCAACUUGUACUAAUUGGUAUCCUCGGCCACGGCCAUCCCGACGGCCGUUACGCCUGUGAAUUCCGCACAAACUUCGACAAUUUGAAUUAUCCCUCUAGCCCUGGCGCGUGUUUCGACAUGCUUUUAGAUAUAUUGAAUAGAGUAUUCUAUCAAUCAUACUUCGUAUAUAGCCAGUGUCGCAACAGCUCUAGUAGUAGCGGUUGGGCCGAGUGUUAUUACGGUCGUGGUGUUGGCGGGUCCAACUGGAACUGCAACUCUAUGCAAUGCCCCAACCAAGACGCUGGUCAAACGGCUACCCAAAACAGUAACCAAAAGCACAACCAAACGUGUAGCCAAAACUGUAACCAAAGUGUUAAGUGCGGCCUCAAAUCACCACUCCAAUCAUACUUGGAAGAUGGCCUUCCAGGUUUCCUGCCGCAUACAUUUACUUCACCUGGUUGCAAAUUGACUUGCACUUUGUCCAGUCACCACGGUAUCCCAUGUCUCACUCCCAUGGGCUUCACCGAUAUCGGUGUUGCUGCUUCCCAUACUAAAAACGGUGCGCACCUUUUUGGAGCACUGAGAGAUUUCUGCAAUCCAGGGUCUCACCUGAAUCAGCUAUGUAGUUAUUUGCAAUGUCUGCUACGUCGACCACCUCAGACUCUUUGUGAUAUGCUAGCGUUCUACCAUAGAUACCUUCAGAAUUGGGGUAGUAAGGACACGGUGCAUAAGCGUGAUGCGUUUGCUGAUGCAGUCAAGAAAGCCAAUUUCGGACAGGCGUACACAGACUUAAACCCAACUUCCAUACAACAGAGCAAAACACAUUCCCCUGGGCAUUCCAAAGGAGACCUCUUCAGUCUCACAGAUUGUUAUCAUAAUACGAAUUCGGGCCUACCAUGUGGCAAAUAUUUGCAGCCCCUGUUCCUUGAUAUAUAUGAUAUUUAUUCGAAAGACCGCGCUGGUAAUUACCUUUCGUGGGUUGUGUACAGUACUGAGACAUUCUUAACGUUGCUCUAUGAUUUGUAUGAGUCUUGCAAAAAAUGCGAAAAGCCUGGCACCAGAUGUUAUGAAAAGAGCUGUUCUAAGGAGUGCAAAGUGAAAUAUACUGAUGAAAAGGAACAGCAUAGCACUCCAUCGAAUAAGGACAAGCAUACUACAGACUGCUAUUCCAUGGUAAAAUGCCUGGACACACAUCCGACACUGUACAAAUACGGAUUCACAUUUGGUAGUCCACAUAAACUAAGCGGACAAGAUAAGGAAGCGAAGCUGAAAAGAACGUGCAAAGAUUUCUGCCAGGCAUUGAAAAGAGUAAUAGACGAAUUUAUUUGGGAGAUAAGACAGAAAUUCUCCAUCACGUUACUCGCCCUCUGGUCGCUGUCGCUCCUCUACCUGCUGCACAUCGCCGUCGUCCGCCUCGACGUGCUGCGCAUCCGCUCCCACCUGCGCUUACCGGCAUCGCACCGCAUCGCCGCCCAGUCGCUGCUCGCAGCGGCGCGCGUCGGCAAACUAGGCAAGGUUAGAUACUUCUCGCCGUGA